ACAAAGUUUGUUCCAACACUUUCAACCUGCGAUAUGUUCUAGAAAAGGAAAAAUUAUCUGGAACCAACUUUCUUGAUUGGGAGAUGAAUCUUAAGAUUGUUCUCAAAUGCGAGAAAAAGCUCUAUGUCCUUACCUCUGAGCCUCCCAAAGCUCCUGAAGCAAACGCCCGUGCUGCCGAAAAUACUUCGUACAAGAAGUAUGAAGAUGACGCACGUGAUGUGAGAUGUCUCAUGCUAGCCACCAUGACCCCGGAACUCCAAAGGCUCCAUAAGGACAUGGAAGCUCAUCCUAUGAUGACUCGCUUGAAAGGUCUAUACCAAGGCCAGGCUAGACAUGAGCAUUUCAAAAUCUCUACGACUCUGUUUUCCAGUAAGCUGGCAACGGGUAACCUAGUUGGUCCCCACGUUCUCAAGAUGAUCGGUCAGAUCGAAACUCUUGAAAAACUGGACGCCCCGUUGCACCCUAUGCUGGCAACUGAUCUCAUCUUGGGAUCAUUACCAGCUGAGUAUAGUCAAACUGUAGUGAACUUCUACAUGAACAAACUAGAGAUGACUAUGCCUGCGCUACUGAAAUUCCUCACAACUGCUGAGGAGAGUCUAGGGAAGGGAAAGGGUAAGUCUGUCCUGAUGGUAGAGGGCAGUACUAUUGCGAAGAAGAGUGGGCCACGUUCGCCGGCCGGGACCAAGCGCAAGGGUUCUAAGAAACCCAAGCCAGCGUCCAACUCCUCUUCGUUGAAACCCAAAGAGGGAGCUAAGAAGAAGUUUGCUGUAUGCUAUUAUUGUGGCAAAAGGGGCCGCAGGAGGCGCAACUGCGCAAAAUUACUGGCAGAGAGGAAAGAGGGAUAAAAACCUCAAACCUCAGGUAUCUUCGUUAUUGAAGUCAAUAUGUCUGAUAUCACCUCUUGGGUGAUGGAUACUGGAUGUGGUUCUUACAUCUGUACUUCUAUGGAGGAUCUGCAUGAACGUAGACAAUUGACGGAGGGAGAGAUACAACUAAAAGUCGGCAAUGGCACACUCGUAAAUGCAUUAGCCGUCGGAACCUAUAGUUUA
Messenger RNA from Cuscuta campestris, 1049 nucleotides. NCBI's taxonomy places the organism in Eukaryota, Viridiplantae, Streptophyta, Magnoliopsida, Solanales, Convolvulaceae. The record is from the annotation of a GenBank genome assembly.